Diaporthe citri is the source of this 1470-nucleotide messenger RNA. RefSeq lists its product as uncharacterized. The transcript is spliced from 2 exons. Gene Ontology annotation, cellular component: nucleus. The record is from RefSeq and is a predicted model, not a curated record. Lineage: Eukaryota; Fungi; Ascomycota; Sordariomycetes; Diaporthales; Diaporthaceae. The coding region runs from base 1 to 1470 and encodes 489 amino acids.
AUGGAAGACAAAGACCUCGAGGCCUCUCUCCUUGCUGUGGUCAAGAAGCUCUUUUCCGGCCCCUCCCGCGAGGACCUCUCCGUCAAUACCGUGCGGACCAAGUGCGAGAAGGAGAAUGGCCUCGAGGAAGGAUUCUUUGCCCAGGGCGAGUGGAAGUCAAAGUCAAAAGAGCUCAUCAAGAACCAAGUGAACGAGCUCGUGGCAAAAGAAGAAAGCGGCGAGCCCCCUUCGUCGCAGGCUGUGGUUCCUACACAAGAGAAGAAGCCGUCGCCAAAGCCCAAGGGGGAAAAGGCGCAGAAGAAUGGCACCAAGCGCGCAGCGCCCAAGGCGACCAAGCCCGCCCCGAAGAAGAGACAGACAAAACCCGCCCCAAAGCCCAAAUCGGAAUCGGAAUCGGAAUCGGAAUCGGAGCUGAGCGAGCCGCCUGAAGACGAGGACGAGGAAGACGAGGAGGACGAUGCGUCUGAUGAUUACGAGGAAGAGAAGGCAAAACCAAAAAAGAAGCAACAGAAGAAGGCCAAGGCACCGCAGCGCGGUCGCAAGCGGAAGGCCACCGAGACAGACGACGACGAAGCGGAGAAAUCUUCCAUCGUGGCCGACGGCAUAGAAGUCUCGACCACGGGCGUGAAGGAGGAGGCCGACGAGAAGGAGGAUUCGCCCCUGUCCGAGCCCCCCAAGAGCGAAAAGGAAGAAACGAAGCCGUCCGUGGCCGUGAAGGACGAGGGCGAUAGCAGCCCCCUGUCCUCGGUGAUUGACGACGAGCCCCCGCCGCCCAAGAAGCAGCGCAAGCCAAAAGCAGCGCCCGCCAAGAAGGCCAAAGCGGCCGCGGAAGAUGACGACGGCGACAGCAGUGAGCUCUCCUCGGUGAUAGAUGACGAGCCGCCAGCAAAGAAGAAGCGAAAGUCCAAGGAGCCGGCGGCCAAGAAGACCGCUGCACCCAAGGGCGCCGCGCGCAAAUCAGCAGGCGGCGGGGAGGAGGCGGACCCGGACGAGGCCGAGGUCAAGAAGCUGCAGGGGCAGCUGGUCAAGUGCGGCGUGCGCAAGAUCUGGGGGUUCGAGCUCAAGGGGUGCGGGGGCGACGCCAAGGCCAAGAUACGGCACCUGCGCGGGAUGCUGCGGGACGUGGGCAUGGACGGGCGGUUCUCGGAGGCCAAGGCGCGCGAGAUCAAGGAGCGGCGCGAGCUGGCGGCCGAGCUGGAGGCGGUCAACGAGAUGAACGACCUCUGGGGCGUGGGCGGGCGGCGGGGCCGGAGGGCGGCUGCGCCCAAGGGCAAGCUCGCGGAGGAUAGUGAGGAUGAUGAGGAGGGCGGUGGUGGUGGCGACAAGGACGGGCAGGAGAAAGGGGUCAGAGGCAAGGGUGGCGACGGGGAGGAGGACGAAGAUAGCGACGCGCCAAAGGCCAGUUCGCGGAGGAGGAAGGUCAGGCCUGAGCUGGCGUUCCUGGGGGACGACGACAGCGACGACGACUGA